UCGGUGCCUCACCUUCGCCUCUCAUUCUUAACGUACCCUUUUCAGUUUCCAGACAUACACAGCACAACACAACACAAACCAGAAAACAGGACAGAAAAAAAAUAAAACAACUGAAUUGAAGGGAGUGAGAAAUGACAGUAGUUUCUUCUCUUUCUCUCACUCACUUGCAUUCCACAUUUCUAUGUUGUCCUCUAAAAUCCUUAAAGCCUUCAUCUAGAAAUAGAAUUCAAGCAAAACCCACAUCUUAUCCACGUAUUAGAGCUUUGGAGCUUGAUCAAAACACGGUGGUGGCUAUAACUGUAGGUGUUGCGAGUGUGGCUCUCGGGAUUGGCAUUCCAGUGUUCUAUGAGUCCCAAAUCGAUAGUGCUGCUAAGCGAGACAACACCCAGCCCUGCUUCCCAUGCAAUGGAUCUGGUGCUCAGAAAUGCAGAUUUUGCUUGGGAACUGGCAGUGUAACAGUUGAACUUGGUGGGGAUGAGAAGGAGGUCUCUCGGUGCAUAAAUUGUGAUGGUGUUGGCUCACUGACAUGCACCACUUGUCAAGGAUCUGGAAUUCAACCUCGAUACCUUGACCGCAGAGAAUUCAAAGAUGAUGACUGAGACAAGCUAAGAAUAAGUGGUGCUGAUUUUGGAUUUAAUCAUGAGGUUAAUGUACUCAUUUGAUUUUUUUGGGUCUGUGUACACGCCUAACACAACUGUCAAAAUCAUGUUGAUGAUCUUUCAUUUGGUUUACCUUUUAAUGGGUGAGUUAGGCCACUUCCUCUUGUGACCUAUCUGUGUAAAAUUUUGGCACUUCCAGACAUUAUUUUAUUCAAUCAUUCAAUGUCCUGUUGUAAACAUUGGACUUUGUUGGCUAUAUGUUCCCAGGACUAAGGAACUAUAUGCCUAAAUUAUUAUUGCUCAUGUUAUUUAUAUUUCU
Messenger RNA from Gastrolobium bilobum, 918 nucleotides. RefSeq names its product protein disulfide-isomerase LQY1, chloroplastic. NCBI's taxonomy places the organism in Eukaryota, Viridiplantae, Streptophyta, Magnoliopsida, Fabales, Fabaceae. The record is from RefSeq and is a predicted model, not a curated record. The transcript has 5 exons. Bases 132 to 599 code for a protein of 155 amino acids.